CCUGCCGUUGAAGAACCUACCACUCAAGACCUGGUCGAACCCGAGCCAAUACCCGAGGAGCUAGGUGCCGGUGACCCUGUUAUUGAUAAACCGGUAGCUGAAGAGCAAGUAGAAGGUUUAUCUGCUACUGAAGAAUCAAAACCAGAAGACCCAAUAACUGAAGAGCCUGCAGCCAAGGAACCAGCAAGCGAAGAAGCAGCGGCUGUCGAGGCGGCUGUCGAAGAUCCAGCGGAAGAUCCUGUUGUUCAGGAGCCUGCAGAGGAACCCGCAGCUGAAGAAUCUAUUAUUAACGAAGCAGCCACUGAAGAGGUUGGUGUUGAGGAACCCGCUGCUGCGGAUGCGACAGCUACAGAAUCUGAAGCCAAACAACCUGCUGAUGUGGAUAAACAACCUAAGCCCGAGGAACCUGCGAGUGAGGCACCAACACCAGCUCCAAGUGGCCCUGUAGAAACUUCAGAUCAGCCAGAUGAAGUGGUUAUGGAAAAGGCGAGUGAACAACCUGCUCUUGUAGAAGAGACCACAACUCAGGAAAUAGCUACGGCGGAAGAGAAUAUUCCAAAUGAACCUGCUUCAGAAUCAACACCAGUAGCGACGGAAGAGGCUUCUGCCGAAGCCCCUGAGGCACCGGUAGCUGAAAAACCUCAGGAUGAUUCACCCCCGGCCGAGGAUGUUGUCAAGGAAGCAGCACCCCCUGAACAGCCAGCAGCAGAACCUGUAGCUAAAGAGGAACCGGUAUCAUCUCCAACAGAGGAACUGAAGACCAUUAAGGAACCAACCCCACAACCCGCACCUGUUGUUGAGGAGAAGCCUGCUGAAGAAAUCAAAGAAGAGCCAGUGCCGCAGGCCGUGGAAGCGCCUGUUUCAGAAGAUACAGCUUCAAAACCUAUCAUUGAAGAACCUGCUGCUGUUGAAGAUGCCCCUAACCAUAAAGCUGCAGAAGAAGCUGCUGUUGAGUCCAAAUCCAAAUCGCGAUCGAAGGAACGAUCGAAAGAGCGAUCAAAAGAAAAAAGACACAAGAAACACCGACGAUCCGCGCCAGCCGAGGAGCCACCACGACCUUCAAAAAGUUCGGGAGAGAAGAAACCAAGCUCUCGUCGACCAAGAGCCGAACGAGAGGUGCGGUCCUCGCCGCCAGUCGAUGCACCUGUUGAAGUGAAAGAGACGAAACACACUGGCCAAACGAGGCAUAGAAGUAACCGCCCUCGGCCAAACGAGACUGAAGCAGAGCGAGCAGAAAGACGAAAGAGGCGAGAAGCCCGCAGAGCUGAGGCAGAACGUUCAAAGGAAACUGGAAGCCCUAAGGAGGAACAUCCCAAGGAAGAACAUACCCGGAACCCACCAAAGCGACCUCUUGUGCGGCGAUUAUCACUAUCAGGCCGUGACCGACCUAACGCCGCCCCUAAAUCUGCUGGCCCAAGUCAAAACCCGAUAUCUUCGCUCGCCUCCAAGCCUCUCGCUUUGUUUAGGUUGAUUACUACUGGCCAAUCAACAGCUCACCAGCCGGUCAUGAAAGUGAAUGAACGAGCAAAGUCCUCAUCUCCAGUUCCUCCCGUCAAGCGGCCGUCACCUCCAAACACAUCUGGCUCCUCUACCCAUUCUCAGUCGAACUCGGGCUCUCGUUCGCACUCUGACAGGCGCCGUGAAAGAAGGUCAACCAACUCCGAGGAAGUAAGGGAGCGAGCACGACGAAGUAACGCCAGAAGUGAAGAGAACAAAUUGCGUGAAAGGAAGUCCCCCAAGACCGAUGAAGGGGCAGAGCAAGAAAAGCCCCCCAAGCCGAAGACAGAAGUACCGAAGCCUCGCGAACGAAGGCUAAGCAGAGGCGAGGACAGCAAAGAACGAAUGCCUAGCAAACAGGAAGAAGCCAAAGAGAAAGAGCCAGGAAAAGAGCAAGAGCACCGAGAACAUCGGGAGCACCGGGAGCACCGUCGAGAACGUCGACGGUCGAUGAGACUCGAAGCCCCGGCGGAAAAGACUGCUAAGAAAGAGGACCCUCCGCCAGAACGACUGCGUCGACGCCGCUCGAGUCUACAUAAACACCGCGAGGACGCUCCAUCAAGCAUGAGCUUCAGAGAGAAACUUCGACAAGUCCUUACCGCCGCAUGA
This is a messenger RNA of Trichophyton verrucosum HKI 0517, 2106 nucleotides long. RefSeq names its product PE repeat family protein. The annotation marks the transcript as partial. The record is from RefSeq and is a predicted model, not a curated record. Lineage: Eukaryota; Fungi; Ascomycota; Eurotiomycetes; Onygenales; Arthrodermataceae. The transcript has a single exon.